This is a messenger RNA of Chrysochloris asiatica (Cape golden mole), 342 nucleotides long. RefSeq names its product transmembrane protein 256 (gene TMEM256). The record is from RefSeq and is a predicted model, not a curated record. The transcript has 4 exons. The coding region runs from base 1 to 342 and encodes 113 amino acids. Lineage: Eukaryota; Metazoa; Chordata; Mammalia; Afrosoricida; Chrysochloridae.
AUGGCCGGAUCAGGGGCUCCUUUUAGGCGCCUGGGCGCCUUAUCUGGAGCCGGGGCCUUAGCCUUGGCCUCCUACGGGGCUCAUGGCGCCCAGUUCCCGGAUGCUUACGGAAAGGAGCUUUUUGACAAGACCAACAAACACCACUUCUUACACAGCCUGGCUCUGUUAGCGGUACCCCAUUGCAGAAAACCCCUCUGGGCUGGAUUACUGCUCACCUCGGGGACCACCUUAUUCUGCACCAGCUUUUACUACCAAGCUUUGAGUGGAGACCCCAGCAUCCAGCGUUUGGCCCCUGUGGGAGGGAGCUUGCUCCUUUUGGGCUGGCUUGCCUUGGCUCUUUGA